AUGACGGGUUCCGGGCGGUGGACGCGAAAGCCUACGGCUGCCUCCAGCGCCAACACUCGCGGUACUUUCGUUCGAUAUGGACGCACCAUAGUAAUUCCAUACACAAUGAUUUUUUUGCAUUCACAGUGCUUCGACCCCGAAGAGAUCCUCGAUUCGAUGCCCAAGCUUCAAAAUAAAUCCCCAACACCCCAAACGGAGUCCCAGUAUAUCCCCACCCAGAUCAAGACCGUGAAUUCUCCGACGCUUCCCAUGACCAAAGAGUGCAGAAAGGGAGCCACAAAAUAUCUAAAAUGCAAUGCCAAAAGCAGGGCAAACCCAACGCAAAUGUCACUGGGCGGCGAAGGCGAGAGAGAAAGAAAUCCGAAAAUCUUCGACAACGCUAACCCGCCUGCUCCUUCCAACCCGAUGCACCAAAACCGCAGAAUCCCUUAUACAAAUGCGUAUCAACCAAUAUCAACCAACGCAGAAACCCGCCACAAUGCAGGGUUGCAAUAUGGACAACAUAAGCGUGAGCGCCCAGUUCGUGAGUGGGGCAUGAAAUAG
Molecule: messenger RNA, 543 nt
Organism: Penicillium psychrosexuale
Lineage: Eukaryota; Fungi; Ascomycota; Eurotiomycetes; Eurotiales; Aspergillaceae
Exons: 3
Coding region: 1-543 (180 amino acids)
Source: RefSeq, a predicted model, not a curated record